This is a messenger RNA of Pelobates fuscus (common spadefoot toad), 2675 nucleotides long. It is a transcript of the gene GRK7, whose product is annotated as G protein-coupled receptor kinase 7. Gene Ontology annotation, cellular component: cytoplasm. The record is from RefSeq and is a predicted model, not a curated record. Gene Ontology annotation, molecular function: rhodopsin kinase activity; ATP binding. NCBI's taxonomy places the organism in Eukaryota, Metazoa, Chordata, Amphibia, Anura, Pelobatidae. Gene Ontology annotation, biological process: signal transduction; protein phosphorylation; regulation of signal transduction. The transcript is spliced from 4 exons. The coding region runs from base 218 to 1879 and encodes 553 amino acids.
ACCUCUUACCAGUCACUUUCCACAAAUGGUACAUGGGAAGGGUCUUAAUGAAAAUCCCUCAGUGGUAUUUAAUGGUAAAGCAGUGGUUGGCCCCUUGUAUCUGCAGAUAGAAGAGGCUGCCACAAGGAGAACGAGAGAGGAGAAGUCACUAGUUCUGUGACCUCUGUCCCAGCAGACCUGCUUCUCUUGCUGCAGCAGUUAAGUCUCUUGAGCAGCCAUGUGUGACAUGGGAGGACUAGAUAAUCUGAUAGCUAACACAGCUUAUUUGCAGGCCCGGAAGAGCAGCGAAGGAGACCUGAGGGAGCUGCAGAAGAGGCGCAAGAGCCUGUCUUUGCCCCCCACAGAUGUUUGUCGUAAGGAAUUAAAAGAUAAUAUAAUCCCGGACUAUGAAAGCAUCUGUAUACAGCAGCCAAUUGGACGGCGACUAUUCGGAGAUUUUUUGGUCACUGUGCCUGAAUAUGAGGUGGCACAAAAUUUUCUGGACGAGCUGUGUGACUGGGAGCUGGAGGAAGCUGCCACCAAAGAACAAAUGCUAGAAACCAUUGUAAGCAAAAGGUUCAAGGACAAUGCUGAGGCUCAGCUGCCUUUUCUAAGUUCAGAUCUAUCGACUAGCCUCAAAGGUGCCCAAGGCAAAGAACUCCAGCAGCUAGUUCAGCGUGCCAAGGAGGAGACAAAUGCCUUCCUUAUGGACGGACCAUUCCAGGACUUCCAGAAUAGCAUGUUCUACGAUCGCUUCCUCCAGUGGAAAGCAUUCGAGAGACAACCAGUCACCCAGAAAUACUUCUAUGAGUUUAGGGUACUGGGUAAAGGAGGCUUUGGAGAGGUUUGUGCUAUUCAGGUGAAGAACACGGGUCAGAUGUAUGCUUGCAAGAAGCUGGAUAAGAAACGUUUGAAGAAGAAAAAUGGUGAGAAAAUGGCCCUGCUCGAAAAGGAGAUUCUGGAGAAAGUUCAUAGUCCCUUUGUCGUGUCCCUGGCCUACGCGUAUGAGACUAAGAGCCACCUGUGCCUAGUGAUGAGCCUCAUGAAUGGAGGGGACCUCAAGUUUCACAUUUACAAUGUGGGAGAAAAGGGCUUGGAGAUGAAGCGGGUCAUCUUUUACUCUGCCCAGAUCUGCUGUGGAAUUCUUCAUCUUCACUCCCUGAAAAUUCUCUACCGGGACAUGAAACCAGAAAAUGUCCUUCUAGAUGACGAUGGCAAUUGUCGUUUAUCUGACUUGGGACUUGCUGUUAAAGUCAAGGAAGGAAAUCCUAUUAACCAUAAGGCAGGAACUAAUGGAUACAUGGCUCCAGAAAUCCUAAAGGAUGAAUGUUAUUCCUAUCCAGUAGACUGGUUUGCUAUGGGGUGCAGCGUUUAUGAGAUGAUUGCAGGCCAAACGCCAUUCAAAGAUUUAAAGGAAAAAGUCACCAAAGAAGAAGUGAGGAGGAGAACAUUGGAGGAGGAGGUUGUAUUCAAUCAUCCAAACUUUACACCUGAAGCAAAAAGUAUCUGUUCACUAUUCCUUGCUAAGAAUCCCGAACAACGUCUGGGAAGCAGGAGCAAUGAUGAUGAUCCCAGGAAACAUCCCUUCUUCAAAUCUAUAAACUUCCAAAGGCUGGAAGCUGGGAUGGUGGAUCCCCCAUUUGUACCAGACCCUUCUGUGGUUUAUGCCAAAGACAUUGCAGAUAUAGCUGAUUUUUCAGAGGUUCGAGGGGUUGAUUUUGACGAGAAAGAUAUGAAGUUUUUCAAGAGGUUUGCAACAGGGGCUGUACCAAUCGGCUGGCAAAAGGAGAUCAUCGACACAGGACUGUUUGAUGAGCUAAAUGACCCAAGAAGGCAAUCAUGCGGGGGUUAUUUAAAUAGUUCCGGAGAGAGGAAGUCAGGUGUAUGUUCCAUUAUCUAAGGUCCAUAUGGAACUGAGCUAUCAGGAACUUACUAUGCAGCUCUGCCUGGAAAACACAUGAUUACAAAUGGUCAACUGGUUCUGGUUAAAAUGUUUAAAUGGAGGCUAAUGUUCACCUAUAAUUUUAUUUCUUAUAUGAAAGCGCUUCACCUAUUUAUGUAGAAAUUAAUUUGAUGCAAGAUAUUCUGUGAGACAUUAUUGUUUUGGUAGCACACUGUGGGCAACCAUUUUGAUUGGCUUUAAAAAGAGCACUUUAUGUCGACAAAUGUGCUACCCUGGCUUUAUCUGAUGUAGGAAAUGUAAGCACAAGACUAAUGUGCCUUGCAUUUAGUGGUUUCCUGUCUGCUUAUGGACAUGUCAAAUACAAUCCGAGCAAAAUCAGUGGAUUUCGAAAGGCCAGCAAACAGGUACAUUUUCAGCCGUUAAAUUACAAGCCCUACAAUAUUCACACUGUGGAGUAUUUAGGGAGUUAUAGUUGUACAAUAAACCUGAAAUUCUACAAGCAGCCUCAUACGAUUUAGUCUAAUACACUGAAAAAGGCGGUGUGUUUGGAUACAGAUACAGAUUUAGUAAUGUUCAUUCUUAUUGUCUACCUCUUUGUAUAUCUCCUGCCACCGUGGCAAUUUCACCUUAUUUAUCAGCAGUAGAUUUGAAAUAUAAACCUGGUGAAUGGCAUGGAAGGAGCUUGUAGGGUUACACAAUGAAUUAUAGGUUGAUGUAAUCACAAAGCAUUUAAAUUUACACCUGAAAUUUACACCUGAUGAACAAUGUGGCUCUUUAGUUUGGAAAAUCUGCC